Panonychus citri (citrus red mite) is the source of this 1700-nucleotide messenger RNA. Its product is annotated as putative inorganic phosphate cotransporter. NCBI's taxonomy places the organism in Eukaryota, Metazoa, Arthropoda, Arachnida, Trombidiformes, Tetranychidae. The record is from RefSeq and is a predicted model, not a curated record. Bases 87 to 1544 code for a protein of 485 amino acids. Gene Ontology annotation, molecular function: transmembrane transporter activity. The transcript has 4 exons. Gene Ontology annotation, biological process: monoatomic anion transport; transmembrane transport.
CUCAGAUGUCGAUUCAAUUGUAAUUAGUUUUUAGACAAAAGUGAUUAAAGUGAAACUUUUUCCAAUCGUUCUACUGAGACAAAUCAAUGGUCAUGGAUAAAUUGGAGGAAAAUAAUUCGAAUCAUGAUCGAAGUGGCCUAAAGAAACCUCUGAUUCCAUAUCGGUAUUUUGUAAUGUUCAUGGUUCUAAUUGCGGCAACGGUAAUUUUGGCCGUUAGAUGUACAAUUAAUGUGGCAAUGAUUGCGAUGGUUGGUAAAUCAAAGGACAACAAUUUAACUGGAACAAUUAAUGAGAAACACUUUGAUUGGAAUCAACGUGAACAAGGAACCAUAUUGGGCUCUUAUUAUUAUACUUAUGCGACAAUUCAAAUUUUUGCCGGACUUUUGGCCGAUAAAUUUAACGUUGUCCAUUUAUUGGCCUUAUCUCAAGUGAUCGCGACCCUUUGUACUUUUGCCAUACCAGUGGCCGCUUCAUAUUCAAUUUAUCACUUAGUUGCAGUACGAAUGACCAUGGGCUUGGUCCAUGGGGUCACUUGGCCGUGUUUGUAUAAUCUAAUUGAAAAUUGGUUUCCACCCACCGAAGUUGGACUUGCUCAAGGUUUGGCCGCCGCUGGUUCUGAUUUUGGUACCGCUUUAACCUCCGUCUUUGCCGCCUGGAUAAGUACACGGGGAAUCUGGGGUGGUUGGCCUGCUGCUUUCUACUUCAUGGGAAUAAUUAAUCUCGUCUUCGGCCUCAUUUGGGCAACAAUGAUCACUCGAGAUCCAUUUUCCAAUCGAUUUGUGUCCGAUCAUGAGAAACAACAAUUAUCUCUGAUCGUUACUAAUAAGAAAGUCAAACAACCAAAGAUUGCAACUCCUUGGAUUAAGAUUCUUACAUCAUUACCCCUUUGGUCCGUUAUAAUUACCAAGGGUACUAUUGGAUUAGCUUAUUCAGUGAUUAACAGUAAGAUUCCAGUUUAUCUUGAUUCGGUUCUCGGUUAUAAGCUUGAAAAUAAUGGCCUGAUCAAUGCGCUUUUUUAUAUUGCCGUUGGUUCAUCGCAACUUGUUUGUGGCCCAUUAUCAAAGUACAUAAUUACCAAAGGUUGGAUCGGUAAAACUAUAACCAGGAAACUUUUUGAAACUAUUGCUCUUUCUGGUAUAAUUGCAAGUUUAAUCACAGUUUGUUAUCUUGGGGAUAAUGCCCGUUUAAUUGUGGUCUGUUUGGUUAUGUCCAUGUUUUUUUAUGGGUUCAAUUUGGGCGGUGAUGUGCCCAUAGUGCCAGAAAUGGCUCCACAUUUGGUUGGAACGGCUUUUGGAUUCGCAAAUACAUUGGCCUGUGCUUCGGGUUUCAUUGCUCCUGCUUUAAUCGGUGCGAUUCUUGGGGAUGAGGCGGGUUCACAAGCUAAAUGGAUUCUCGCUUUUCAAAUUGUCGCUGGAUUACAAUUUGUAGCCCUCAUAUUGUUUGGUACUUUUGCCACCGCCGAACCACAAUCUUGGGGUAAAAUUAAAGAUCCAAAUGAAAAAGAUGAACCCUCGGUGUGGAUACAAAAAAUUGACAACAAUUAACGGCAAUUAAUCAACUCUCUGUUCAAUUAAAAAUCUCUAAAUCAAAAUGAAACAAUUUAACGUGACAUUUGAUUGAUUCAAUGUUGAUAAUUUAUUUCCACUCCUUAAUGACGACUAAAUUGUACUGAUAAUUAAUAAUUUAUGUAAGUUGAUUAA